AGCUGACAUGAGAAGCGCCAAACUCACAGACACGACCAGGAGCAGAUCAUAACAGACAAGGCUGCACAUGACUACAGGAUGGAUCACUUGCUUCUGAUCACUCUGCUGUUCUCAGGGCUCUGCAGUGUGUCCUCACGGGUGGUGCGGCGGUACCACUUUGUGAACGAGAAGAAGAUGUGGGAGGAAGCACAGGAAUACUGCAGGUGCAACUUUACCGACUUGGCCACUGUUGAAGAUACGGACGACAUGACGGCUAUGACCAGCACGGUCAAAGAUGGUUAUGCCAAAGAAGUUUGGAUUGGGUUGAAUAAAACUACAAAUUCCACUUUGAGGUGGUCAGUGCAGGGCAGCAGGGCCUACAGUCUGGAAGAGACCAACUUCACAUCCUGGGGAAGCGGUGAACCAAAUGAUUUACGUGGAAACGAGGACUGUACUCUCUUCAACAAAGGCCGAUGGAAUGAUGUCUCGUGUAAAUUUAAGAAUUUCUUCAUAUGCUAUAAUGAGAGUGGCAACCAAAAUAAAAGAUACAUUCUGAUAGAAAAGAAGAAGAAAUGGAUAGAAGCUCAGCAGUAUUGCAGGGUGGAGCACACAGACCUAGCCAGCGUGAGGAACCAGACUGAGAACAACAUGGUUGAUCAGACAGCAGGGGAUAAGAACGUUUGGAUCGGCUUAUUCAAGGACUACUGGAAAUGGUCGGACCAAACUACCUCCGCAUUUAGGUUUUGGAGUUCAGGAAAACCUAAUCAUUUCAAUAAGGACUGUGCUGUAACAAAGCUACACAAAACUGGGAAAUGGGAGGACAGGACGUGUACUCAGAAACAUCCAUUCUUUUGCUAUGAGGAGUGCCCUUACGACCUGUUCCUGAUCCGUGAGAAUAAGACCUGGAUGGAGGCUCUCGACUACUGUAACAGGAAAAACAUGGAGCUGGUCUCGGCCUCCUCCUCUGAGACCCAGGGCUGUGUGAAGGAGGUGACCAGGGGGGCCAGCACGGCUCACGUGUGGAUGGGCCUGUCCUUCUUGUGCCCCAUGGAGCUCUGGAUCUGGAUCAGUGGGGUGAUGCUGUGCAGCGACGACUGGGCCCACGGGAACGGCACUGGGAGGAACGAGUGUGGCCUGGCGGGCGCCCUGCAGUCCGGAGGCCAGAGGAAGUGGGUCAGCCGGCCGAUGAACGAGAAGCUCAACUUUAUCUGCAGUUCCCUUUAAGGUAGAGGGCGUCUUUGUGCAUGCGCGCAUGUGUUUAUGUGUGUGUAUCAACGCUGCCAUUUGUGUCUGUACUGUACAUUUAAAACUAUAUAGGCUGUCUCCACAUUUACCAGACGCCAACACAUAUCUUAACUGUGAUGGAUCAGUCAUUUGCAUGCCGUGGUUUGCUGCAAAUUCAGUCUUGAGUUGAGUUAUUAUUUUGUAUCAUUCUAUCAUGCUGUUUGUAAUGGGAUAUGAACUUGUGAUUGGUUUAAUUGAAGAGAUGGAAAAUGAAGCAUAUUCCUUGUUGCCAUGCCAUUUGUUCUGCCUUGACUGUCAACCCAUACAUGUUGUAUUGCAGAUGUGUUUCAUUCUGUUGGGUGAUGGGGCUUUCUUGGUUAAAUUAUAUACUUUAUUUUUCAUUUGCCAGUUAUUAUUUCAGAUGCAGAGGUCAAUAUGGGUUAAAUAAGUGGGAGUGACUUUGUUUAUUAAAUAAAAUGACUGCAAACAUAGAUAUUACAUUUAGUUUGUGUGAACUGAAAAUGUAGUAAUGUAGUGUUUUUGGUUAUUGUAAAAAAAUAAAAAAAUAAAACUCAAUAAUAAAAAGAACAACCACUU
This is a messenger RNA of Alosa sapidissima (American shad), 1800 nucleotides long. RefSeq names its product macrophage mannose receptor 1-like. The record is from RefSeq and is a predicted model, not a curated record. The transcript is spliced from 5 exons. The coding region runs from base 79 to 1203 and encodes 374 amino acids. NCBI's taxonomy places the organism in Eukaryota, Metazoa, Chordata, Actinopteri, Clupeiformes, Clupeidae.